Molecule: messenger RNA, 1529 nt
Organism: Syngnathus acus (greater pipefish)
Lineage: Eukaryota; Metazoa; Chordata; Actinopteri; Syngnathiformes; Syngnathidae
Product: keratin, type I cytoskeletal 13-like
Exons: 8
Coding region: 69-1301 (410 amino acids)
Molecular function (GO): structural molecule activity
Source: RefSeq, a predicted model, not a curated record
ACCCAACUCCACUCCUGGUCCAAGCGGCUCAAACUCCUCUCGUCUCCUCUCUCGAAAGACUCUCAGCCAUGCAAUCCAGCUACAGCAUCACCGGUGGGCCCGUCAUGAUGAGCAGGCAGAGCUACAGCUACUCAUCCAGAGCUGCGCCCAAGGCUCGGAGCUUGUCCGGACUGAACGUCAGAGGUCCUCGCAUCUCCUCUUCCACCAUGUACAAUGUCUCAUCUGGGUAUGGUGGUGGUUACGGCGCCGGGGCGGGCUCCUUCGACCUGUCCAACGCCUUGGACCAGAACAACAUUCAGCUGAACGAGAAGGCCACCAUGCAGAACCUGAAUGACCGUCUGGCCAGCUACCUGGAGAAGGUGCGAUCUCUGGAGACCGCCAACGCCAAGCUGGAGAAGCAGAUCAGAGAGUACUACGAGCAGAAGGGGCCUGCGGCCGACAGGGACUACAGCAACUACUGGGCCAUUAUCAAUGACCUGAAGGACAAGAUCAUGGCCGCCACCAUUGGCAAUGCCAACAUCCUCCUCCAGAUUGACAACUCCAAACUGGCUGCUGAUGACUUCAGAACCAAGUUCGAGCAUGAACUGAUGAUGCGGCAGUCCGUCGAGGCUGACAUCGCCAACCUGCGCCGCCUGCUCGACCAGACCACUCUGACUAAAGCUGACCUGGAGAUGCAGAUCGAAGGCCUGCAAGAUGAGCUGGCUUACCUCAAGAAGAACCACGCAGAGGAGCUGGCAGCAAUGCGAUCACAGCUGUCCGGCACAGUCAAUGUGGAGGUUGACGCCGCACCCCAACAGGACCUCAACAAAAUCCUGGAAGAGAUCCGCGCCCAGUACGAGGCUAUCACAGAUAAACACCGCCGCGACCAGGAAGCCUGGUUUAAUGAGAAGUCGGCCACCUUGUCAAAGGAGGUGACCAUCAGCACAGAAACCAUCCAGACGUCCAAGACAGAAAUCGGAGAUCUGAGACGUACGCUGCAGAGUCUGGAAAUCGCCCUGCAGUCCGAACUCAGCAUGAAAGCGGCGCUGGAGAACACGUUAGCAGACACAGAGGCUCGUUACAGCGCCAUGCUCGGCGGCUUCCAGACCACAAUCAACAUGCUCGAGUCAGAACUAGCCAACAUGCGCGCCAGCAUUGAGCAGCAGGGCCAGGACUACAGGAUGCUGCUGGACAUCAAGACCAGGCUGGAGCAGGAGAUUGCCACCUACAGGAGCCUACUGGACACAGAGGAAUCCAGGCCUAUUGGUUCAGGGAGCUCUAAGACCAAAGUCACAACAACCACUGUGCGCACCUCCAGCUAAAUGGUCCAGAUAGCAGGACAACAAACACAUGCACACACACACACAAAGCUGUUACACCUGAUUUGGGAAACUAUGGUAAAAAAUCACUGAUAGAAGAUGAAAGUUGAAUGCCGCGCUCGAGACCGAGAGGAGACGAAAGGCUGCGUUAAAGUUUAUGAAACGGAGGAAAUGUCUGUAUGUGUGUUUGCAUGUGUUGUCCAAAAAAAUAAACCUGCUGGGGAUUACAAA